This is a messenger RNA of Cicer arietinum (chickpea), 1525 nucleotides long. NCBI's taxonomy places the organism in Eukaryota, Viridiplantae, Streptophyta, Magnoliopsida, Fabales, Fabaceae. The record is from RefSeq and is a predicted model, not a curated record.
AAGUCAUGUCAAAGGUGAUAUAGUAAUGCUAAUAAUAGUAGAAUAAUAAGACCUCGAAUAAUGAGAUCUAAAAAAGCUUGGUCAUCGAACCUUCAAAUCUAGGACACCCAUACCCAUUAAUUCCUUCUUCAGCCAUGCCUUCCACUUCUAGGGUUUCAAUCCUCUCUUUCACACUCCCAAUUCCCACUCCCACUCUCACUCACCAACCCUCUCUCAUUCAUUCGUCAUCCCCCAACAAAUAAACCACGCUUCUCUGCAAACCCAUUUCACACUCUCUCAUUCUUCUUGCUGGGGGUGGGGGGGUUUCUUUGCUUUAUAUUCUGGAUUCUUCAAAUUUAGCGGGGGUGCGUUUAUCAAUCAAUUAGGGAAAUUUUCUACAAUGAUUUCUUCUGGGAUUAACUUGGUCAUGACUGUGAUUGGUUUUGCUGUUAGCACAAUGUUUAUUGUUUUCGUUUGCACAAGACUCGUUUGUGCUCGAAUUCACAUGAAUGCUUCUAGAAGAUCCUUUCUCGUUGCUUCCAGAUCCAAUCUCACCAUGAUGGAGCGUGGUUGUCAAGGUCUUGAACGCAUAGAUGUAGCUAAAUUUCCAGUAAAGAAGUACAGUGACAAGUUUUUUGCUGCUGGUGAAAAUUCUCAAUAAUCACCUCAUGGUACCCAACAUUCAAUUUUGCUGUAUUUGCAGAUGCACAGUCUGUCUCUCAGAGUACCAAGACAAAGAUACACUGCGUAUCCUCCCUCAUUGUGGACACUCCUUCCAUAUGGCCUGCAUAGACAUAUGGCUGCAACAGAAUGCCACUUGUCCUGUUUGUCGAAUAUCAUUGCGUGAAUUUUCCGAGAGAACGCAAACAAUGCAACCUGUAUAUAGCUCCCAUUACGGGAUGGAGUCCUUCGAUACUCAUCAUUAUCACUGUAUGAUGGAUGAUAUUGGAUUAUCGUCAACAAGAAUCCCCGACAACCAUGGGGUGAACCCUAUACAAGAGGAUCACUUUCCAUCUGAGGGUGGUGGAGCAGUUGAUAUCGACAGUAUCGCCUCCUUAAGUCCGAGCGAUUUCAUUAAAGAUGAAGGGAAGAAGCAUGUAGAGAGCCCAUCAAAUUUAUAAAUUUUGAAUGGUUCCUUUCAAAUCACUAAUUGAGUAAAAUUCAUGUUCCAAAAUUGGAGUGUUGAAAUGCAUUAGCAUGUUGAAAGAUGGUUAUUUUCUUUUCUUUUACUAUUUUACUGUAUAUAGCAAAGAAAUUUUACCCCUCUCAAGGGCCUCCCUUUGCUGUCUCCUCCUUUGUUCUUUUCUUGAUCUUCAACAGUAGCUAGGACUUGAAUCUCUCUCUCUCAUUUUCUUAGCUGUAAUUGUUGUUAAAGACUAGAAUUAGUUGCGAUCAGCUGGAGCUCCAGCUGUCUUUCCCCCUGUAGAUCAUUGUAUUAAUGCAAUUCACACACUGUCAUUAUUGUAUCUUGUCUUUUUGCUCAACAUUGUAUACUUUUUUGGUGAUACACGUGUUGUCCUAGUAAGGUUCAUGGUGAUUAUUUUCC